AAGUCAUCGUAAUUUCACGAGGAAUAGUUUUCCUCGUUAAAUUUCCUUGCUAAAACUGUGUUUUCUUGUAGUGAAACAGAUUGUGUCCCUCAGUGUAACUCUCUCAUCACAUAUGCCAUUGGAAUGUAGAGGAGGUUACCACAAACUUGACGAACAUCGCCAUAUCAUCAUAAAAAAGGACACAGACAAAGUAUAUUAAGAUCUAUAGGAGCAAACACUCAUUCGCCAAGUAAUACAUUUAUUUGAUGAAUCUUACAAACAUUAGUUUGAAUGCAGUUUACAUGAUUUUUAUGUUCAUCAGAGUCUGAAUACCUAGCCAGAAAGCAAACAAUUAAUAUCAUCCUGAAGUUUCUUUAAAUCAUCUGAAUUUAUAGAUAUAUUUAUAUGACUAAGAGGUGUGUCUUUUUUGGGCACAUAACUUUCGAUUGUAGAAUUCAUUUUAACAUAACUCCGAACAAUAUAUUCCCUCCGUUCCACAGAGAUAAACUUUUUAAUAUUUUCGUACAUAUUAAGAAAACACAUUAAACUAUCAUAAUAAAUGUAUCGUUUUCUGUAAUUUUCAAUUUUCAAUAACUUUUAACCAAUAGUAAUUCAAUAAAGUCAAUUAAUUUUCUUGAAGUUUACAAUUUUUCAUAGAAAACACAAAAAAUACAUCCCUUUGAAACAAACUUUUUUUCUAAAAAGUCUAUCAUUAAGGAACGGAUGGAGUAUAAUCCAUUUUUAUCUAAAGAAAUAUAUAUUUAUAUUUUAAUGGAUGCACGAAAAAAUUCCCUUUUAAUAACAAUAAAUAAGAUUUUAUGAUAAAUAAUCGUCCUUUGGUUUUGUGCUAAACCUCGCUUCUGGUCUGUCCCGAUCCCGACCCGGCCAAACCGGGAAAAUAGGCUCGUUCCGACCGAACACGCUUCUUCUCUCUCACUUCUGUGUCAGAUGAUUGCGAUCAGAAACAGAUAUUUCGUUAAAGAUAAUCCCAAAAUAGGAAAAGUUUUGGAAAUGGUGGAAGUUUUAAGUUAGCCACGCGAGAGAUAUUGAAAACAUGUGGCUAGUGUUGUGCAAAGAGACCGAGUCACCCGAGCAUCUUCUCCCUCACGCCCACUCGGACCUAACCAACCAAACCUCGCCACGUUAUCUAUAAUCCGAGUUCCCGUGAGUUAGGGAUCUUUACUUGAAUGAACCAGACAUGACCGCAGAGUCACACAUACCCACACACACACAAGUUUUGUCGUCCCCUCGUAUGGAAUCCAUUGUGGGGCGACACAAACAUAAUAUCUUCUUUUGCUUCUGCUCUUCUUGAUCUUCUGUCAAGAUUCGUUUUAGCUCCCAAAAUAUAUUAAAAAAGAAAAUAUUAUAAUCAUUUGGACGUGGGAUUGAUCUAAAGUGUUGUUAGAUCUUUGAUAUUCAGAAGGUACAUAAAAGAAAGAAGAUCGAAAGAUGGGAGGAAUGAAAGAUGAGGCAAAUAGGAUAACAAUUCCUCCAUUGUUCCCAAGAGCUCAUGUCAAUGAUACUGGAAGAGGAGGCUUGCCUCAGCCAUUUGCUGGCAAAUCAAAACGUUACCCUCUUCCUUCUCCGACCAACAAGAUCUGUGAUUCUCCUUCCACACUCUCUCUGUCUCUUGCUCCCCAAGCCAACAACACCCGUCUCCAUGGUCGACCUGAAAAGAGUCAGUUUACACAAAUCUGCAACACUUCUCCAGCAUCAAAGUUUGAGGGGAAGGUGAAUCAUCCAAGUGCCAGAGGAUCAUCAGUUACUAAUACUAAGUCUAGUUCAAUAAUACAAAAUGAGUACCAUUUCAAGAACCUUACCAACUUGGAUUCUCUUAAGGUUCCUCUAGUUAGACGCUCGGAAACAAAUCCACAAGCAAACACAGAUUUAUCACUCCAGUUUUGUAAUAGUAGUAGCUGCAUAGAUGGAGGAGGUGGAGUAGCUGCUGGUUCCAAGGUUGCCCUGAACAAUCUUCACAUUCGAGAAUUACUUUUGCAAGAUGAAAGCAAGAGAGGGUCUCUUAACAUGAUGAAAACUCAGUUGUAUAGGAGAAGAGCCCUUGAUGUAUUUAACAUUGAAACUCAAAAAAAGCUCAAAACUGUGCCUCCACGUGAACAAGAUGUCUCAGACUCUUCUGCAAUAGACUCUUUGUCUGGUAUCGGUGCUUCAUCUAAUGAUGUUGCUAGAGUGAUAGGUGACAAGAUGUUUUGGAAGAUGAGAACUUAUAUGAUCAACCAGCAGAAGAUCUUUGCAGCACAAGUCUUUGAGCUUCAUAGGCUGAUAAUGGUUCAAAAGAUGGUUGCAAAAUCACCAAACCUGGUUCUUGAAAGUAAGCUUAAUGGCCUAAGAAGGGGUACAAUGGUUGCUUCAAAGGUUAAGAAACCAAACACAGAGAAUCACAAACCUGUAACCGAAGAAUAUCCAGAACAUAUGAAACCAAAGCUUCCUCUGCCUUCCAUAACCAACGAGCUUAUGAAACCGAUUUGGCAACAACAGCUACUUCCUCCUCCUGGAAACCAAUGGUUAGUUCCGGUAAUGUCUCCUUCAGAAGGUCUGGUCUAUAAACCAUACGCAGGACCAUGUCCUCCUCCUCCCUCAGCCUUCAUGGUUCCAAUCUAUGGACAAGAUUCGCCCAACACAUCAGCAUUCAAGUUCCCUGUUUCUACUCAGUUUAGCCACAACUACUUCCCGCAGCCUAACGCUAGGACAGCAGUACUUGACCAGACAAACCCGUUUGGUCAGCUUCAAAGAUGGUCUAGCACAUCGAGCCACAUGACUCAAGCCAUUCCAUUUUCUUUAAAGAAGUCUCAGGAAUCUAAUGACAGUGAUGUACAUGGAAGUACAGCUUCAAGUCCACCAGAGAAGCCUAAAUUCGAUGUACUUCCUCUAUUUCCUACAGAGCCUACUCAUCACAAUGAUGAGCAUGAGCAUGAGCAGAAACAGCAACCUCUGCACCGUGCCAUUAAAGCCAUUCCUCAUAAUUCAACAUCAGCCUCUGAAUCUGCUGCAAGAAUUUUCCGUUCCAUUCAAGAAGAAAGGAGGGACUCAGAUCAUAUGAAUAGUUAGUUUUUCUUUACUUUCAACAUUCCACAUUCUUUUUGCUCUAUAAUUGCUUCUUAAAAUCUAGUUAAGUUUUCCAGUGUAUUCUAUUUAAUCUUCAUGUGAAGAUGUAACAUAAAACAUACACACACACACACACACACAUAUACAUUGAUAUUGUAUUUGACAAACAGCUAAUAAAAGAGAGAAGUUUUUGUUCCAUUAAUAACAAUUCAGUU
Brassica napus (rape) is the source of this 3257-nucleotide messenger RNA. Its product is annotated as protein HEADING DATE 3B. The coding region runs from base 1429 to 3045 and encodes 538 amino acids. The transcript is spliced from 5 exons. The record is from RefSeq and is a predicted model, not a curated record. Lineage: Eukaryota; Viridiplantae; Streptophyta; Magnoliopsida; Brassicales; Brassicaceae. Gene Ontology annotation, biological process: regulation of photoperiodism, flowering.